This is a messenger RNA of Chaetomium fimeti, 1364 nucleotides long. RefSeq lists its product as uncharacterized. The record is from RefSeq and is a predicted model, not a curated record. Lineage: Eukaryota; Fungi; Ascomycota; Sordariomycetes; Sordariales; Chaetomiaceae. Bases 161 to 1159 code for a protein of 332 amino acids. The transcript has a single exon.
CCUCUUCCACUCACAACUACAAGCUCUCUCCAAACACUCGCUCACUCACUCACUCACUCCACACACCCAACAUUCACACAUCUAAUAGUUUGGCUUUUGCAUACACUACAGACUCACCUCUACCGAAACCAUUUACUCAACUCUACCUCAUCACCCCACGAUGGCCUCCACCCCCUCGCCCGGCCUCACCCCCUCCCAACUCGCCGACUUCCACCGCGACGGCUACCUCGUCAUCCCGGACGCCCUCCCACCUUCCACCGUCUCCGCCCUGCUCGACGAAACCCACCGGCUGCUCGACAGCCUCGAUCUGUCCACCCACCCGCUCACGCGCUUCCGCACCGGCGGCGAGGACGGCACCGACCACGUCGGCGACGACUACUUCCUGACCUCGGGCGACAAGAUCCGCUUCUUCCUCGAGGACGACGCCUUCGACGCCGCCGGCACCCUCACCAAGCCCAAGCACCGCGCCGUCAACAAGAUCGGCCACUACCUGCACGGCCUCUCCCCGCCCUUCGCCGCCCUCACCAACCCUCCUCCCCCCAACACCACCACCACCACCACCACCCCCACCCCCAACGACAACGACAACAACCCCCCAAUCACAACAACCCCCCACCCCGCAUCCAUCGCCCGCUCCCUCCACUUCACCGACCCGCGCGUCCUGCAAAGCAUGAUAAUCUGCAAGCAGCCCGAGAUCGGCGGCGCCGUCCCGCCCCACCAAGACUCGACCUUUCUCUACACCGACCCGCCGAGCGCGGUCGGGUUCUGGUAUGCGCUGGAGGACGCGACGCUGGCGAACGGCUGCCUGAGCUUCCUGCCCGGGUCGCACCGGUGGGCGGGCGUGGAGCGGCGGCUGGUGCGGAGUAGUAAAGGGACGGAGAUUGUGGGGAAUGAGGGGGGGAGGCGGUUUCCGGAGGGGGGUGGUGAUGGGGGUGUGGAGGGGAAGGGGGAGGGGGGGGAGUAUGUGCCGGGGGAGGUCAAGGCGGGGUCGCUGGUGUUGAUUCAUGGGAAUUUGUUGCAUAAGAGUGAGCGGAAUUUGAGUCAGAAGGGGAGGAUCAUUUAUACGUUUCAUAUCAUUGAGUGCGGGGAGGGGUUUACGUAUGAUGAGCGGAACUGGCUGCAGCCGCCGGAGGAAGGCUUUAUGAGGCUGUAUGGGUAGAGGAGGUUAUGGCAUGACUGGUUGGUAUAGCAAAUGUCAGAGGAUGGCUGAAUAUAUUGUCUAUGUAGCGCCGGGCUUCCGACCAACCCGGUGUCUAAGAAUUUGGAGGGACUUAACUUCUGUGACUAAGGUUGAGGAGAUCACAUUCGAUAAUACCUACAUAGGUAUGUAGUAUUGGCACGGAAAGCACUCGUAACACCGCAAC